Molecule: messenger RNA, 4008 nt
Organism: Encephalitozoon intestinalis ATCC 50506
Lineage: Eukaryota; Fungi; Microsporidia; Unikaryonidae
Product: putative Ski2 RNA helicase
Exons: 1
Coding region: 1-4008 (1335 amino acids)
Cellular component (GO): cytoplasm
Molecular function (GO): nucleic acid binding; ATP binding
Source: RefSeq, a predicted model, not a curated record
AUGGACUAUGAAGAAUACUUCAGGACAAAGCAUCCGGUGUAUACGAACAUCUCUGCACAGUUCACAGGGAUAGGGCAUCUCAUAGUGGAUGGAGGGGCUCUUAUAAGCAGUAUCAGCAAGAGAUAUGGGGUUAGCUAUGAGAGUCUUCCUCUACAUACAUACAUCCAUGGGAUCCGAUUUAUGAUGUCGAACCUACAGAAGGUUGGGUUUGAUAACAUCAUGAUGUUUUUCCGGGCAGAGUCUGGGCACAGAAGGGUUAUCAAGGAAUGUUUGAUGAGAAGAUUUGAUUGCAUGGACAUUUCAAAGGUUUAUGAGUACAUUGAGAAUGAAAGAGUUGCUCUUGUUCUUGGAGGGACUGAGAAGGGCGAGCUUGAGUUCCUGUACGAAUGUCUUGGAAUUAGCCUGUACUGUGGGGUUCUAGAUCAGAUGGAAUUUAGGAUCCCGAGUGUCUAUGCAUUUGUCUAUUCUCCUCUUGACCGUAAGACCGGGAGGAAGGCCACGAAACCUUUAGACGAGGAAAGCGAUGAAGGAAGCGACGGGGAUGUGGACACGGAAAUUAAGAAGAUUAAUGCAGAAAUGAGCAUUGAGACAAUUGACAGAUUGUUCAAGACAAGAACCAAGAGUUUUGGGCCUUGCAAGCUUUCGGUGCCUAUGGAAUUAUGCAGAAAGCUUGUCUGGAUGUUCAGGAAUGAAAGUCCUGAGAGGACCAUGGACUUUGAUGGGAGGCUUCUUCUUGGGGAAAUGGAGAUGGGAGAAGAUCCAAAGUGUAUGGAAUAUCAAGACUUGAUUGGAAACAACCACAGGGAUAUUGAAAGUAAAAAUCUCGAGAUGGAAUUAGACUUGCUUAUAAGUGGAAAGGAGGUGAGCCCAGCAUCGGCAGCAGCACAUAUGAAGAAUGUAAGAAAGUCAGCACAGUCUCUGUUUGACGGGAAGCUAUUAUACACUCCGAUUGUCAGGACCAAGGGAGGGAAGCCUCCUAAAAUAUCACAGAAGCAAAAGCAAAUUAUAGAAGAAAAUGAGAAAAGAAUGAAGGAAGAAAGAAAAGUAAAGGAGGCAUCUUGGCUCCGGAACUUUUUUGGAAAGUACAAGGUUCUUGACUACCAAGGAAAGAGAAGUCUGUUGGAAAGCGUCAAACGGGACGGGUCUGGGAUCUACAGGAGGGUUCUUCUCCUGAAGAUAGAGUUCUAUGCAGACAUGUGGAAUCUUAAGAAGAGAUCGGAAGAUUGUGAUGAAGGUAUCAUUGUGCCCUGCUACCUAAGCUGCAUGGAGUACAUCCGUGAAUUUGGAAGGCUCGGGAAGGAGGAUCAGGCACCCGAUGCAGAGUUGGAGUUUGUGUUCCAGAAUCUUAUUGGAUGUGGAUUUGAGGCCACUGUUAGAGAGCUAGUUGAGAAGAAUGGCCUGGAAGGCCUGAAUCUUGAAUUCUUUACUGACGACACAAGUGCGCCUAGUGAGUUUGACAUUUGCUUCCAACUGAAGCAUACUGGAGACAAGCUUCAAAGAAGUGUGAAUUCAAAGAAGGAUCCACGUGUUCUGUUCAAUCCAGACGAGUGGCAGGUGCGACUUCUUGAUGUUGUCGACCAGAACAAGAGUGCAGUAAUAUCUGCACCGACAAGUGCUGGAAAGACGUUUAUCUGCUUCUACGCAAUUGAGAAGGUUCUGAAGGAGAGUGACACAGACGUGGUAAUCUUCUGCCUUCCUACCAAGGCCCUUGUCAAUCAGGUGUCUGCAGACAUCUAUGCCCGGUUUACUCCGAAAGUGAAUUCCAAGACCUUCUUACAAGGGAGCCUUAUGAAGGAGUUUUCAAUAGCACCUUGGAACUGCCAGGUGCUAAUAGUGAUUCCUUCUCUUCUGGAGUCUGUGCUGAACACACCCCCGAAGGGCUUUAUCGAAAGAGUCAGGUAUAUAAUUAUUGAUGAAGUGCAUAAGAUUAGCAGCGAGGAGAUGGGGAUUCCGAUUGAGAGGAUAAUUCAUCUGUCGCCAUGUCCUAUGCUGGUUCUUAGUGCAACGCUUGGAAACAUCGAGGGAUUUUAUGGAUGGAUGAAGAAGAUUGAGAAAGAAAAGGGAAGGGAAUGCGAGCUUGUUUCCUAUGAUGAGAGAUACUGCGAGCUGAAGCCUUAUGUCUACUCCCAUGGAUUUGAGCCCAAGAUGGUGGCGAUAAACAAUCUGUUUGCAUAUUCGUAUUCACAUAUCAAGAAGUUUGGGUUUGGAAAUGACAUGAGCUUCCUUCCCGAAGAGCUUCUCCAUCUAUAUGAUUCGAUAUGUGCUGUGCUUAGUAAGGAUCAAGAGCAUCUUAUAGACAGAAUAACGCCCGAAAACUUUUUCAAAAGUAACAUAGUGACGAAGAAAGAGGUUCGCGAGUAUGGAAAGUAUCUUCUUGAAACUUUUCAGGAGAUGAUUGAAGGAGACCUACUAAAUGAAAAGCAGGUGAAGUAUGUUUAUAAGUUACAGACAAAGGAAGCAAGAAAGGCUUUUGAGACUGUUGUGGACUAUAGCACCGAUUAUCUUCUUGAAAACAUUCUGGAUCUUCUUAUGGAGCUUAAGGAGCGGGGUAUGUUUCCAUGCAUUGUCUUUAACACAGACAGGGACUUUGCUAGUAAGCUUGCCCUGAAAGUAUACAGGCAGCUAGAGUCUCAGGAUAUGGAAAAGAAGAAGAACAAGCUAAUAGAAAAGAUGAAGAAGGAAGCAAAGAGGACCAGAGAUGUGGAGAAGACAAAGGAAAGCUGGAUUGAAGAGUCGAUUGCAGCAGAGAAGAGCUUCCAGAUGAGGAGUGAUAAGAAGAACAUCAAAUAUACCUUUCUUGAUCCUCUUACAAAGCUGACUGAUUACGAGAUCUCGGAAGAGACGAAGUUCAUAAAGAACACAGACUUUGAGUUUAUUGACAUGCUUUAUCGCGGAAUAGGGGUUCACCAUGCACAUCUGAAUAGGAAGUAUAGAUCUCUUGUUGAAAUCCUGUUCAGGCAGAAGCACCUGCAAGUUCUGUUUGCAACGGAGACUCUAGCUCUUGGAAUUAACAUGCCCUGCAGAACCGUUGUUUUUGCCGGGGACUCCUUGCAGCUGGACCCAAUGAAUUACAAGCAAAUGGCGGGGAGAGCUGGAAGAAGGGGUUUUGACACUCUAGGAAAUGUAGUGUUCAUGGGAAUACCAAAGCAACGGGUGCAGAACCUCAUGGUGUCUCUCCUGCCGAACAUAAAAGGUGUUUACACCUACACAAACACAAGCUUUGUCGGGUUUAAUAUGAAGGAUUCCCUUGUAAAGAAUCCUUUGCUCGAGAGUACUCUCUAUAGCAAUCAAGACGAGCUUGGAAGGUCUAUUGGAAAGCUUUCCAUAUCUGAGAACAGCUCAUCUUCUUACGACCUAAGUAACAUAUAUGAAUCCGAGGAAAAGAGAGCCGAGCUUGUAGACUACCAACUCAGACUCCUCAAUCCAUACUUCCUCCCAAGGUCUUAUCUUUGCGACCUUGUUAUAGGAAACAGGGACUCUGAUCCAGAGAUCCUGUCGUUUGCACUUCUUCUGGAGAGCAGAGUCCUUCCUCUGGACCCUACCACCCUUAUGAAUGCACUGGCACAUUUCUUUGAAACAAAGCCUCUUCUAUUUGAUAUGGGAUGCACGCUCCCUCCUUUGGACCCGGCUGUUUACGAGUUUUGCAAGAAAAUCAACAGUAUCUCCAAGGCUUGCGUCACCCGGCUAUACUCUCCAAUUCUGAAGUCUUUGCAGGAGAUGUCGGAUACACCCCUUCAUAUUAUCGACUCCUUUUUAAGUGUGAAGAAUCUCGACAAGGUAAAGAACUCAUAUCUAGUAGACUUCUUCCGCCACGGAAAUUGGAACCGAAUUGCAGAAGAGAACUGCAUUGGAACAGGAGAGCUUUUCAAGUCGCUGAAUGUAGUUAACAAUGUUAUUCUGUCUCUUAUAAAGCUGUACGACACCUAUGGUCUAUGUGACGAGGACAGAUCAAAGAUUGUGCGCUUCCAUUCUAUGUUCGAGCCCAAGUUCAAGGCCAUGUUCGCCUAG